CGACCCUAAAAUUAUGAUGAAUUAUGGAGUGAAAGUUGGAAUAAAUCUGGGAGGAAUAAAUUAUUAUUCAUCUGAAGUAAAGUUUGUUGAUAUAGCCAAACAGUCCCAGGAAUGGAUAACUCAAAGAGAUGGUGUUAAAGCAUGGGAUACCAAAGAACAGGAUAAAAUAAAAUGGAUGUCAACUGGUUAUCCAGCUGAAUUAAGUGAAGGGCUGAAAGUGGCUAAAUUGGUAUACAGAAAUUUUGGGCUUCAUGAAGAAAGAGGAAAUUACACUAUUUUAUGGGAUGGAGAUGGAGAAGUCAGUUUUGGUCUAACACAUAAUACUAUUCUUUACCACAGUAAAGGUCGUAUGGUUGUAAAUUUCAAUAAUAUCGGAAAAGGAGGAAUAUUGAUAAUUGUUAGAAACGUGAACCCUAAAAGUCCAUUAAGAAAUUUAAGAUUUUUACCUCCAGGCUACGAACAAGUUAACGACAGAUUUCCAUUUCAUCCGCUAUUUUUAGAAAGUAUAAAAAGAUACUCGGAAAUACGAUAUAUGGAUUUUUAUGCUACAAAUGGUCACGGGCCUGAACCAACAACAUGGAGUAGUCGACACGAUCCCUAUUUCCAUACACAAGCAGGUAAUCAAGGUGGAGCAUUAGAAUAUAUGAUAGAUAUAAGUAAUAGAUUAGGAACUAAUCCAUGGUUUUGUAUGCCUCAUGCUGCUGAUGAUAAUUAUAUACAACAAUUUGCUCAAAUGGUUAAAAAUAAAUUACGUCCAGACUUAAAGAUAUUUGUUGAAUAUUCUAAUGAAGUAUGGAAUGGUAUAUUUAGACAAACGAAAUAUACAAGAGAAAAGGGAAUGGCUCUGAAAUUAGAUCCACAAGGUUACAGAGCUGGGAUGAAAUAUUAUAAUCAACGAUCAGCAGAAAUAAUGGACAUUUGGAAAAAGGUGUUCGGGACAGAGUCUUCAAGAGUUAAUGGAUUGUGGACAUGGCAAACAGGUUAUCAGGAUUAUUAUCGUCAGGCACUUGAAGAUCUUGGUGCACGAAUUCAAAAAUUUAAACUCAUUGCAAUAACUGGUUACUUCAGCUGUUUAGGAGUAGCAAGUAAAAAUGCGACAGAGUUACCACACAUGACCAUGGCAGAAAUACAGAAAUAUUGUAAAAAUGAACUGCCCAAAAAAGAAGAUCAGUUUAAACAUUAUCUGCAAGUGGCUAAGGACCACGGUGUUCAGCUGGGUAUGUACGAAGGUGGACCAGGGGUGAUGGAGAAUAGUGCUAUUCAACAUUUCGGACAAGCUCAUGACAAUACAACCGCCAAAGCUGUCGCUUUUAAUAAAGAUCCACUGAUGGCAGAAAGUGUGGAGGAUAUUUUAAAAUUAUGGAACAGAAUAGUUGCCACUGAUCCAAUCAAUAAAGACGCUGGAUUCUUCAACUAUUUUGCAUCUACCGGAACACCUUCUAAAUAUGGUUCAUGGGGAAUGAUGGAAUAUACUGGUCAAGAUCCUAAAACUGUUGCCAAAUAUCGUGGAGUUCAUGAGUUCAUUACAGCAACUUAUCCAAAAGCACCGAAUGGACCGAAAUGUACAUUUGUGAAGCAUGGGGCAAUUUCAUAUGGGUGUUUUCAUACCGGUGACCAUUUUGAAUGUGGUAUGACGGACAACCAAGGGAGAACUUGGAAUAAUUUAAAUGUACCUGGUGUAAAAUCUACAGAUGUACUGGUGUUAGAUGGUUUUAAUAGAAAGACUGAUAAACUUUAUAUUAGAAUAACAGAUUCUAUUACUUCUAAUACUUAUCAUGUAUACAAUACUAAAACACAUUCCUGGAACACGUUAUCUAACUUUAACUAUUAUACUGAGAUAGCAUCACAGAAUCUGAUAGCGCCAUUACCAGCUGGUGUUUAUGAUGGACAUGCACAAUGUUAA
Molecule: messenger RNA, 1903 nt
Organism: Patella vulgata (common limpet)
Lineage: Eukaryota; Metazoa; Mollusca; Gastropoda; Patellidae
Exons: 12
Coding region: 14-1903 (629 amino acids)
Source: RefSeq, a predicted model, not a curated record